Molecule: messenger RNA, 1638 nt
Organism: Besnoitia besnoiti
Lineage: Eukaryota; Apicomplexa; Conoidasida; Eucoccidiorida; Sarcocystidae
Exons: 4
Coding region: 1-1638 (545 amino acids)
Source: RefSeq, a predicted model, not a curated record
AUGAGCGAGUUGGUGACGACUACCCAUGGACCACGUGAACGGUUUUCGGUCCGAUUCCUGUGCUUCCUUCUUUUCACAUCAAUUUGUCUGAGUGGCCAGGUCUUUGCGCAUGCGGAUUCCUUGGAAGUUUCUCUUUGUGAUGGACAAGAGAAGGAGGGCUCGCCAUGCGAUCCGACAAAUCAAGACGUGACCCCUCCUUCGUACAUUGUGGUCUCUACCACAACCUCCGGUUUCCUGAGCAGAACCACUCUGCAGCCAACUGCUAGGGAUGGAUACCUUGAGGGCUUUGAAAUUCCGAGGCCCGUUCUCGCGUUCCCUGACAUAGCCAUAGUUGAAGACCCCAAAGAUGUUGCUAAGAAAGCAGGGCAACUGGAGGGGCUUCCCUCGGCGACCGUGGAGUAUAUCAAAGUAUCAGACAGCCCCCGCAUGGUCCUGACUCGCAAAGGACUGUGCCUGAAAGAAUUUGACAGCGCCUCCGUCCACGUAGAACAGAUUCACGAAUUCGCAGGCCGCCACCUUCUCACACUGGGUUUUCCGCGCGCACAGUCAUUCGCUGGAAGCUCCGACACGGUGCAAAAACUGGUCGCUGAAUCGAUUACCGAUGUGUCUAUGGACCCUUCGGGGUGGGAGCGAAGAAGCGACGCCUACUUGGUUUGCCUUGACAAGUAUCAAUUCCCGAAGAUGUGGCCCGAGAGAAAAGCUGUUAGUUUCCCGGAAUUCAAGGAAGGUUCUUGGAGAAAACGCGUCAAAGUCCUAGAGGUGGUUCCGUUUUCCGUGGCCGGAGAGAAGAGCACGCAUUCGUAUAAUCUACUGCUGACGCUGUCAGUCACCGUACCAUGGGUUGAAGAGACACACCGACGGUCUUCAGGAUCUGUCUCUUAUGCACAUGGGGAUGGACAUGAUGACUUCGACAUGGAGAUCUUCAAGCGAGAGGAGGAUAACCUUCAGGUUGAGAAGUUCUUGUUCGAGAUAAAGCUCGUUGUUAAAAAACCCUAUCACUUCGCAGUCGCGGUUGGCCUGCUUCAUGGAGCCGUCUGCAUGCUUUCGAGAGAACGGGACGCUGAGCCAAUUGACUUCAGCUGCCCGGUAUUUGACAGACUAUGGAAGCGACUGCAGACGCUCAGGGAACAGGAGACCAAAAUCAAGAAGAGAGCCAAGGCUCAUUCCAUCCUAGCGUCGGCUGCUGCUGGGGCAGCAGCUCUCGGUAUCUGGAGCAUCAUAUGGGGCCUGACUCAGCCACGGAAGCUCCGAAAGAGGUUGGACAACACCCUUCCUCAGCUACUGGAAUAUCAGUUCAAACUGGCGCAGCAGACCGCUCUAAGCGAUGUAAGCCUUAUGGUGCGUCCUACCAACAUGAUGACCAUGUGGAGCACGAGGCACCGCAACCCGAGGGCGGCAGCGGGAGGUAUUGCUGAAGGCGUUGGAUUCUGGACGUUUCUGUCAGGUCUCGUAGGAACCAGUGCUGCCAUGGUCAAUAAGGUCACAACAGUAGACGUAGAGGAGAAAGCAAACAAAAGAAUCAAGGCCAGUCUUGGACAGCGAUUGGCUGCUGCCGCUGCCUCGGCGGUCACACUGUUUCGGAAAGGAACUCCAUCUGUCCUGAGAAUUCUGUUUAUAGUUUCUGACGAUUUUCAAUGA